Amaranthus tricolor (Joseph's coat) is the source of this 2607-nucleotide messenger RNA. RefSeq names its product mitochondrial Rho GTPase 1-like. Bases 231 to 2156 code for a protein of 641 amino acids. Gene Ontology annotation, molecular function: calcium ion binding; GTP binding; GTPase activity. Gene Ontology annotation, cellular component: mitochondrial outer membrane. The transcript has 15 exons. Gene Ontology annotation, biological process: regulation of mitochondrion organization; mitochondrion organization; small GTPase-mediated signal transduction. NCBI's taxonomy places the organism in Eukaryota, Viridiplantae, Streptophyta, Magnoliopsida, Caryophyllales, Amaranthaceae. The record is from RefSeq and is a predicted model, not a curated record.
GCAUAAGAAAUUUUGAAGGAUAAAUACUUAGCUGCCAUUGCUGAUUCUAUCCAUCUUGAUUCUUGAAUCUUUCUUCUCCCAUCCUGUUUUCCGCAUCUACUCAGCAAUAUUCCAAUUUGAAUAACCCAAAUAGAACUAGGGUUCUUCUUCCUCUUUCUCUUCCAACAAUUAAUCUUCUCCCGGCACGUCUUCCCAUACUCCCCGAACUCCAUAACCAAAUCAUAGUAUUCAUGGCAAAAUCUUCAAGUGGCAACAAAAAUGACAUCCGAAUCGUUGUUGCUGGUGAUCCUGCUACUGGUAAAUCCAGCUUGAUUCUUACCGCGGUUUCCGAAAAUUUUCCGACCAAUGUUUCUCCGGUUUUGCCGCCUUCUCGUCUUCCUGACGAUAUGUUUCCUGAUCGUGUUUCUAUUACUAUCAUCGACACUUCAUCUAGUGUUGAACUGAGGAAUAAAGUCGGGGAGGAGAUGAAGCGUGCUGAUGUUGUUGUGCUAACUUACGCGUGUGAUCGUCCGGAGACUCUUGAUCGUUUGAGUACUUAUUGGCUUCCUGAGCUACGUCGAUUACAGGUUAGAGUCCCUGUUAUAGUUGUGGGUUGCAAGUUAGAUUUGAGGGAUGAGGAGCAGCAAAGCAGUCUGGAGCAGGUGAUGUAUCCAAUCAUGCAAAAUUUUCGUGAGAUUGAGACUUGUAUAGAAUGUUCUGCAUCCAGACAUAUACAGAUUCCAGAGGUAUUUUAUUAUGCCCAAAAAGCUGUACUUCACCCCACAGCACCAUUGUUUGAUCAAGAGACUCAGACAUUGAGACCACAAUGUGUCAGGGCGCUGAAACGCAUAUUUAUAUUGUGCGACCAUGACAAGGACGGUGCGCUAAGUGAUGCAGAGUUGAAUGAUUUCCAGGUUAAGUGCUUUAAUGCUCCUCUCCAACCAUCAGAAAUAACAGGUGUUAAGAGGGUCGUGGAAGAAAAAUUGCCUGAAGGAGUAAAUGGUCGUGGUCUCACUUUGAGAGGAUUUUUAUUUCUUCAUGCCCUUUUCAUCGAAAAAGGGAGGUUGGAGACGACAUGGACUGUCUUGCGUAAGUUUGGAUAUAAUAAUGAAAUCAGGCUUGAUGAAGAUUUCCUUCCACCUUCAUUUAAACAAGCCCCGGACCAGGGUGUGGAGCUGACACUUGAUGCUGUAGAAUUCUUGAGAGGAAUCUUCAGUAUGUAUGACAAUGAUAAUGAUGGUGCUAUACGCUCUGCCGAUUUGGAUGAUCUUUUUUCUACAGCACCAGAUUGUCCUUGGAGCAAAGGUCCAUACUUAGGGGCUGCACCAACAACUGCAUUGGGAGGUUUAACAAUGGAUGGGUUUUUAUCCAAGUGGGCUCUUAUGACCUUUCUGGAGCCAGCUAAGAGUGUGGAGUAUUUGAAGUAUAUAAUGUAUAAUGGGGAUGCUGCUUCGGCUAUUCGUUUGACUAGAAGGCGGCGUACAGAUCGCAAGAAGCGGCAAUCAGAGAGAAAUGUUUACCAAUGUUUUGUCUUUGGACCAAAAAAGGCCGGUAAAUCAGCAUUGUUGGAUGCUUUUUUGGGAAGACGCUUCUCUGAAAAGUAUGGUGCAAAUGCUGAAGAGCGAUAUGCUGUUAAUGUCGUAGAAGGGCCCAGGGGAGUCAAGAAGUUUCUUAUUUUGAGAGAGAUACCUGAAGAUAAAAUUAAGAGCAUACUUUCGGCAAAAGAAUCUUUAGCUGCUUGUGACAUAGCGAUUUUUGUAUAUGACAGUUCUGACGAAUUAUCGUGGAAAAAGACUGCUGAAUUGCUGGUAGAGGUUGCUGGCCAUGGAGAAGAUACUGGGUAUGAGGUGCCUUCUCUUAUUGUGGCCGCUAAAGAUGAUAUGGAUCCAUAUCCUAUGGCUAUCCAUGAUUCAACUCGGGUUAGCCAAGAUAUGGGUAUUGAUGCCCCAGUGCCUAUCAGUGCCAAGUUGGGGGACUUCAACAACAUAUUCUGUAGAAUUGUGAGUUCAGCAGAGCGUCCUCAUUUGAGCAUUCCUGAGACUGAAGUUGGACGAAGCAGAAAGCAAUACCAUCGUCUCGUCAAAAGUUCUGUUACUUUUGUUUCAGUUGGAGCAGUUGCCGCCCUUGCCGGAUUGGCAGCUUACCGUAUUUAUGCAGCAAGGAAGAAUUCCAACUAAGAAAAGUUCAUUUCCUCCCUGCCAUAUUUGUUCCUAGUAUGGGUACCCGCCUUGUGUCGUUCAUUGGAGACGCGCACACCGAAGUUUGGGCUUUCAGGUUUGUAUCUCAAAUGCAAGGUUUUUAUGGUAGUGUAUAGUGGUUUUAUUAGUGAUUAUGUGCACAGUAUGUGCAAUAAAAAUUUUGCCAAUUAUUAGUUUUACAUUGUUAAGCAGCAAUGAUUUAAGUUGACAAAAUUUAUAAUGUUUGAUUGCCAUUUAUCUUUUUGAUAUUACUUAGUUAAUGUUAAGGUUUUGUAUCAUGCAAGCCUCAUGCCCAACUAUGUAGUCCAAACUUUUUCUUAGGGGCUGAUCUAGAACAAAUUUAAAUGUCGAUAAUAUUUGUUAAAAUGUGCUUAAUGUAUCUGAGUCAAUACUUUCACGUAAUAAAGCUCUUAUCAAUUUAAUAACUACA